Molecule: messenger RNA, 3696 nt
Organism: Corythoichthys intestinalis (scribbled pipefish)
Lineage: Eukaryota; Metazoa; Chordata; Actinopteri; Syngnathiformes; Syngnathidae
Gene: tbc1d14
Product: TBC1 domain family, member 14
Exons: 14
Coding region: 360-2366 (668 amino acids)
Source: RefSeq, a predicted model, not a curated record
GGGCUCGAUUACAUUCCGUAUCAAGUUAGUUUUAAAAUGGCGGCGGAAACAGACGGACAGGUAGAAGAUGUCAACUAAAGCGACUCAACUACUUUUCGUCUUUGUCAACGAACGCCGUUCCGCUUCCUGUCUCGAAUUUGGCGCCCGCAUCGGUUCCGUUGGGGAAACCUGUGAAAAGAAGCCGAUUUCAUAGCAGUCGAGUCGCGGUCCGAGUGCUUUUUCCGUCGCCAAAUGACCUCGCGGAAGUGGUGUUCGUGCACACCGAGUUGCGUUGAGGAGAAACGGGGGGUUGCCGCAUCACCAUGGAGCGUUCCAACCUGCAGACGGCGGCCGGACACCUGUAGCUUCGAGCGGCUCCAAUGGCGAACCCGAGCCGCUGUGGCUCGACUGGAGGGUUGGUGGUGGAGAACGGUUGUGUAGUGGGAGGCUCCUUCGUCUCCAACUGUCACCAUCUCUCCAAGAAGCAAAUCCCAGAUCCUGACACGGUGCUAGAAAGUGAAUCAUCAAUUUCCACUAUCCAAAGCGGUCCACAUAAGCUUAGUCUGGACCUGGACAGCCACAGUCUGACUUCCCAGGAUUCCGGUAUCCCGACAUUGGAACUAAACCCUCCCGAUCUCGCCGGAGGAGACUCUCCCGCCACUUUAACGUUGGAUGAUGACACUUGCGACAAGUCCACCGGAUUCCCGCGCGGAAGCUUCUUCAGCCCCACUCUCAGAUUGCCGGCCACGGCCCACCGAGGGUUGAACCGCAGCGACGACGUCUCCGUGUGCAGCGCGUCCAGCGCGAGCACGGAGCUCUCUGCGUCCAACGAGGACAUCCCGCACUUCACCGUCACCUCCGACUCCAGCGCCAUCGUCACCUUGGAGACGGACGACAGCUGCGCGGCUCCUUUCUCAGACGUCUCUCUGACUUCGUUGUCGAGAAGCUCCAGGGGCGAGGUGCGAGCGAACCCCCCAGGACUCCUCAGACUGGAAGAGGAGAGCAAGCAGAAGAAAUUGGGUUCUUUCGCUAGCUUGUUUAACAGGAGCCUCUUUGCCAGGAAAGUCAAGGACAGUCACUCAGUGGAGCAGCGGGAUGCUGGAUGGAAGCUGUUCGGGAAGGUGCCGCCACGCGAGGUGCCCAUUAGGGACCCCAAAAGGAUACAACAGGAAUAUGAAACAAAGACCGGUAAACCUGGACCCGGCAACGCGACGUCCCCCAGGCAGAACGUGAGGAAAAACCUAGACUUUGAGCCUCUUUCCACGACUGCUCUGAUCCUGGAGGACAGACCCGCUAAUCUUCCAGCCAAGCCCCCCGACGAGGCCGAGAAACAUCGUCAGGAAUACGAAGAGAUGGUGGCCCAGGCCAAGAAGAAAGAGCUGAAAGAGGCCCAGAAGAGGAAGAAGCGACUGGAGGAGCGCUGCAAGGUAGAAGAGAGCAUCGGAUCAGCCGCCCAGACGUGGAACCAGGAGAUUUUACCCAACUGGAGCUCCAUGUGCACAUCUCGACGAGCAAGGGAGCUGUGGUGGCAGGGCAUCCCGCCCAGUGUCAGAGGCAAAGUGUGGAGCCUGGCGAUGGGCAACGAACUGAAUAUCACACACGAGCUUUAUAAUAUCUGUUUGGCACGAGCGAAAGAAAAAUGGAGGAACGCGCCAGACGCCGAAAGCCAAGAUGCGGGUUCGUCCAAUCGGGAGUCGAGCUUGGAGCUGAUCAAGCUGGACAUCUCCAGAACUUUCCCCCAGUUGUGCAUCUUCCAGGAGGGUGGGCCUUAUCAUGAUGUGCUGCACAGCAUUCUGGGAGCCUACACUUGCUACCGACCAGAUGUCGGCUAUGUGCAGGGAAUGUCAUUCAUCGCGGCGGUGCUCAUUUUAAACCUGGACACGGCCGACGCCUUCAUAGCGUUCGCUAAUCUGCUCAACAAACCUUGUCAGAUGGCCUUCUUCAGAGUGGACCACAGCCUUAUGUUGACGUACUUUGCUGCAUUCGAGGUGUUCUUUGAAGAAAACCUACCAAAGCUCUUUGCGCAUUUCAAGGGGAACAAGCUGACCCCGGAUAUUUAUUUGAUCGACUGGAUCUUCACCCUGUAUAGUAAGUCUCUACCACUGGACCUGGCGUCCCGCGUGUGGGACGUCUUCUGCCGGGACGGCGAGGAGUUCCUGUUUCGCACGGCGCUCGGACUGCUGCGCCUCUUCCAAGACGUUCUGACCGGCAUGGACUUCAUCCAUAUGGCGCAGUUCCUCACCCGCCUGCCUGACCUCAUCCCCGCCGAACGGCUCUUCCAGCACAUCGCCGCGGUCCACAUGACGAGCCGUAACAGGAAGUGGGCCUUGGUCCUGCAGACGCUACAGAAAGAUCCGGAACGAGGAAGUCCUGUGCUGAAGCACUGAAAAGACUUACAGGAGUCCAAUUUGAGCUCAUGUCUUUACUAGAGUGACUCUGUGAAUUCCUGAGCUAGGGGUGCCUUAAUAUACUGAACACAACACACUCCCGGACCCUGAGGGACCACCCAAAUGCCAGUUAUCACUUUGUUUGUCACUCUUUAAUGUCAAAAUGUCACGCUCACUUUGCCCUGUCAUACCCUAGUCUUUCCUGUCCUCCCACUCUGAGCGCGUUUAUGGUUGUUUCCUCUGUUUUUUGAAACUGGAUUUUAUAGGACUGACAUGUUGUUUUCGAUGUUACAUGCGGAGAUACUGUCAUCCUCUGGAAACGAGGUCAAAAGCUGCCUUUUAGUAUGAUAAUCGGUACGGGACACUUAAUGCGACAUUCCGGCUUGCUGGUGUUUUAUUCGUGUGAGGUGUUUAUUUAUCGUAAGCAGAUGUUGUUUUUUUUUCGCACCCCGUUGACUUUCAAAUCAAACAGUUGAUUUAGUUGUUUGUUGCUAACGGUGCGCGAGUUGUCGACAUCGUGGGUUAUAAACAGGAAACGCGUUUGUUCUUUUUGUUUUUCCGUGCGGUUUUGCACUCUUCUCUACAAGCGCAGCAUCACACAACUGCAAUAACCUUUUUGCACAUUUGCCCUUCAGGUGCAGCAGGACUCUUUGGAAUGAGUGUUUUGAUGUGCGUUUUCACUCGUAGAGUCCAGAACGAGAGGAAAGAAAAUUGUUACACGCGGAACUGGUUCAAAGCUAGCAAGAAAAUCAAACAACCAGUGAAAUGAAUGUAAACUCUGAUUGCACUGUUCUGUCUUUGAUUUGCUGUCUUCUUCAGGUGUCGAUUUUCGUUGCUUUGGACAUGUCAUUUGAGGAAAAUAAAGGAGUUGCAAAUAGUCAAGUUAUCAUGGAGGUCUAUAUUGGGGGUAGAAACCUCUUGGUAACUCACGAGACGAUAUACACACAAGAACUUUUAGCUAGAUUGCCGGAAUCACGCCAGCCGAAAUGCCGGACCUGCGCUGGCAGAGCUCCAGCGACCCGGGCCGGUGGCAGCCCGGCCAAAAGGCCAAACUCCGUGCGUUCACUUUAGUCUUAACCCUUUGUACUGACUCCAUUUUGAAAGGAAUGAAGAAGGCUCACCAAAAACAAGUUAACAAUUUAUUCAUGUCGACAGCGAUCAAACAGCAAGGCGAAACGGAAACAGACUCAGGCGGGGAGGCAAGGUCACCCGAUCACACGUCAACAAAAGGUUCCCAAGAAAAAUGACCACAAUUAGUUAAACAAUCAGUCUUUUGAUGGCUCUCGUGGGGCGGGGUGUAGACAGGAGAAGGGUAUAUAUAUAUAUAUAU